This is a messenger RNA of Aspergillus chevalieri, 1365 nucleotides long. RefSeq lists its product as uncharacterized. The record is from RefSeq and is a predicted model, not a curated record. The transcript is spliced from 4 exons. NCBI's taxonomy places the organism in Eukaryota, Fungi, Ascomycota, Eurotiomycetes, Eurotiales, Aspergillaceae. Gene Ontology annotation, molecular function: amino acid transmembrane transporter activity. Gene Ontology annotation, biological process: amino acid transmembrane transport. Bases 1 to 1365 code for a protein of 454 amino acids. Gene Ontology annotation, cellular component: membrane.
AUGACCACGUACAAGCCCGUCCACGGUGGCUUUAUCCGCCAGUGUGCCGAAUACGUCGAGCCUGCAUUUGGUUUUGCAGUUGGUAUCAAUUUCUGGUUCAGCUGGGUUAUAUGCAUCCCAGCCGAAAUCACCGCCGCCGUAUCAGUGCUUGAGUUCUGGCCGGAAACAACUUCCGUGCCUUUGGCAGCGUAUAUUACUAUCUUCCUGGUAGCAAUCACUCUCGCAAACGUAUUUGGGGUUCGUCUCUAUGGCCAUGUUGAGUAUGUCAUGUCGUUCAUCAAAUGCUUGGCCAUUUUUGCAGUCAUAUUCUUCAUGUUUAUCAUGACAUCUGGCGGCAUUCCUGCCACAAACGGGCCAAUAGAGUUUCGCUACUGGAAGAACCCUGGUGCAUUUAACAAUGGCAUUAAAGGUAUUGCCAAAGCGUUCGUCCAGGCUCUCUUUAGCUUUGGAGGAGGUGAGCAUAUCGCUAUAAUUGCUGGGGAGGCCAAGGAGCCAAGAAAGACGGUCCGCAACGCCGUUAAUCCUAUAUUUUGGCGAAUGGCCACCUUUUUUGUGGUCAAUAUCUGGCUCGUCGGAAUGUGCGUACCAUACGAUGAUGAAGAUCUCAUCAAUGGUAGUGGUACCUUGGGGAGCCCCUUCGUCAUUGCCAUUGAAAGGGCCGGAGUGAUGUGGUUCGCGCAUGUCACCAAUGGGUUUAUCUUCCUCACCGUCAUCAGCUGUGGGAUCACGAGCGCCUAUAUUGCCAGUCGUAGUCUGGCUGCUUUGGCUGACUUGUCUAUUAUCCACCCAUUUUUCGGUCGGAAGGAUACAGUGGGUCGACCGUAUGUGUCCUUGCCUAUCAGUAUUGUUCUGGGAGGAGGUCUCUGUUACCUCAACUGUAGCAACCAGGGGGCUGUUGUAUACGGAUGGUUCUCGGAUUUGGUAGGCAUAUCGACGCUCUUCCAGUGGGCAGGUAUCUUUAUCUCUCACAUCCGGUUCCGAAGGGGCUUGAAAGCUCAAGGCAUGGAUUACCACUCCCUUCCCUUCCGGGAUUUCGUGGCACCGUAUGCUCAAUACCUGGCAUUGGUAGUCGUAGUGUUCAUCGCCGGCUGCGAAUUUUACCUUGCCUGUUUCCCAUUUGGUGAGAAGGGGUCCGUGAAGAGCUUCUUCUCGUCAUACAUCGCAGCACCUCUUUUUUUUCUUGAUUAUUUCACAUACAAGUUCUAUUUCAAAUCCAAGUUUGUUCGAGCAUCCGAGAUGGACUUUAAGGAAGCCUUUGCAUUUGACGAAGAAGACCGACUGAGAGCCGCAAUGACGGAUCGGAAUGAGCAGGAUGGUCCGAAAUCGAAACUGAUGAAGCGACUCAAAUAUUUCACACUUGGGUGA